This is a messenger RNA of Sitophilus oryzae (rice weevil), 4257 nucleotides long. RefSeq lists its product as uncharacterized. NCBI's taxonomy places the organism in Eukaryota, Metazoa, Arthropoda, Insecta, Coleoptera, Curculionidae. Bases 247 to 1443 code for a protein of 398 amino acids. The record is from RefSeq and is a predicted model, not a curated record. The transcript has 5 exons.
GAGGCCAGUCUGGUCUGGCCUUAACGUCGAAGGGUCUGUAUAACCGUUUCAGAGUCGAUGCGGAGCUGGUCGUGGCGCGAUAUAUUCCGCGAUCGACUUGUUCGAAAACUAUCGUGAAUACAGUGCGAGAUAUACUUGCAGGAUUUUAUUUGUGUUUUUUUCUUGAGGUUUGUAAUGAUAGAGCUGUGUAGUGAUCCAUGGAAGGGAUUAAGAACUAUGUGAGCCAUCAGCGCUAGAUAAAAGUCUAUGGCCAGACCCCCUCCCGCAGCCCAAAACGACAUCCACCCCGACAUGUGGGAUGUUUUGGACGCUGCCACUGACUGCGAUUGUCCCGGGCCGCCUCCCGAAUUUCUACUACCGCCCCCUCCGAGGCCCCCCGUUCUUCAGCCGGCCGACCCCCUUUUUUGUGCUGAAGACGUGAUGACCAUGGAGACCUGCGACGCUCUACCGCUUAUAGAUGCCAGUUAUCGAAGUAGUCCUUCUUCCCAGACCUUGGCUGUGAUAGUGUUUUGUUCAGUGCUUCUUGGACUACUAGUGUUUAUAGCGAUCAUUUUAGUUUGGAAACAUAAAAGAGUACAAAAUCUUCUGCCCUGCAAAAAUUCACCACAGAAUAACCGUGACGUUACUGCCACAGCAGCAUUAUACGAAGACUUGAAUGAUGUCAUGCCUAGACGUAACAUUGUUACCCCUGUACAUCAUCAUCACCAUCAACUCACAGGUGGACAUAUAGUGGCACCUUCUAUUGAGAUGAUCGACGUUAAGAACAACAUCCACUACCCCAGCGGUUACCCUAUUUCUCAAAAUCCACCAGUAUUUCUUUGCUCGUCCCCUGGUCCCGACCCAUACUGCUCACAGGACCUCUACAACCCUGUUUACGAAGAAUUAAGCGAUCCAGAAACCGACAUCGACCACCCAAGCGAAGACGAGUUUGCUGAGGAUGAACUAAGUCUUGGUGAUACGGAUCGUAGGAGGUUAAACAUACCACCACCACCUUACAGGCAUUGUUUGAGUACUACUAGACGAGAGGUACCUCGGUUUAGAAGACCUCACGAACCUUUACCUCCUUUACCAAACAAUAAAAAUAGAAACAGGAGUUUGGAGAGGAGAAAACAGGAGUUCCAUGAAGGAAUGUUGCUAGAUGCUUUAUUGCAGCUCUAUCCUAGGGUUGGAAGCGUUGAACCUCCGCCCCCAAGAAGGCAAAUACCUAGUAUAGCCCAAAGAAUACAGUGUAUGGGUCAAACACCAAACCCAUAUGAGACAGUUCCAGUUAUAAGUCAUCUAGCUACCUUUAGGCCUGUUCCCAAGCCGUAUUCCCAGGACUCUGCCUUGGGUUCGGACUCGGGGUACAGUAAUCACACCAGUGGGACUAGCAGGGGUUCAAAUAGAGGGCGUAGGGAUCUUAGGAGACUGUCUCAAAUCAGUGCUGACCUGGCAUUGACGUAAUAUUAGUGCUUUGGUUAGUGAUUGGACGUUUUAAUUGCAAUAAUCGAUACCAAAUCAUGUAUGUAGUUAUGGGUUCUUCGACUGUACAUAUUAUGGUUGCGAACAAGAGAUAAAAUUUAGGUUGGAGUCAUUAGUUAUAAUACAGAAAAUUAAACAAUUUAUUUGGAAUAUAUCAAAAUAAUUGAACCUCGAUGAAUUAAAAAUCGAUCAAAAACAGGGAUUGGGGAAAUCAAUUUUCUUGUACAACCAAGACAUUUAACCCUGUAAAUGUUUAUAUAUUCUAAAAUUUGCUAUAAAUUCUUAAAUUUUCCAAAUUGUAAGGCCCUAAAAACAAAUUAAAUAAAAGCCAAAAACAAUGUUUUGACUUUUAUAAUAUUUAGACUCAACAUGCAGGGUGGACGAUAUUGACUUUCCCGCAUGGAGAAAGUCAAUAUCGUCGUUGGUGACAAAGAUAUGAAAGAAAAGUUAUCUAUAAAUGUUGCAUGGUUUUAUAAAAUGCAUUUCCUAAAAUAUUAUUUUAUACAGGGUGUCCAAAAAAAGUAAUGAUAAAAUUGUAAGAUUUUUAAACUGUAACCCCCAUUUCCCUGUACACAAUUGGAUGUAGAUUAUGUGGUGUUACCAUAUUAUUUCUUAUUUACUGAAAAAUUGGUAAUUUUGAUUCGAAAAUUCAAUUUUCUUGUGUGACCGAGCAUUCAAGCCUCUCUCAUCUGAUCUUUCUAGUGAUGGGAUAACUCGAGCGAAAAUUCGCUCGAGUACUCGAUUAUUGAAAUAGCCGACAUCGCUCGAUUAUGAACGAGUGAUGCAACUCCUCACUUACGAGAACACAAGCAAUCCUAGAAUGAGUACUCGAUUAUUGAAAUUAAUCGGUUUUCCCAUCACUAGAUCUUUCGGUCUCGCUCAACUGAUUAAUGAAGAUAAGAAAAUUAUUUUGAUCUAUUGUACAUUGUACUUUAAAUUGUCUAAUUUUCUAAAUACAUCUGUUCUAUUUGCCUCUCCUCUUAGGGAUAUAUUCUCUCCAUUAUUUUUUUAGAAACUAUAGUAAUUAUGUCCGAUACAUAUGUGAUAUUAACGAAAUGGACAGUAUAUCUACUACUAGUCUCAAUAAUUUUACUGAAUACUGGUAUCAACGUGAAAUAUUAAAGCAAUAUCAGCAUAGCCAUUAGAUAGUAUUAUAAAAACAUAUUUAUAAUAAAUCCUUUAACAGUACGUAUUUCCUGUAACGUAUCAUCGACAACUAAUUUCCUUGAUUAAAUCCCCAUACUCACUAUUCUCUGAUUUAAGCCCAGAGCCCAUGGUGCGUCUAUUUUGAGACAAAAGUUGCAAACUAGUUUACAAUUAGGUUCCAACUAAAAUGAAACUCCUGCACGCACACGGAUGCAAGUCAUUCUGAAUCAGUUUUAAUCAUUUGGUGAUGUAGCAGUUCAAUUAAAAAAAUACUAUAUCAAAUUCCGAAUAUUGAGAAUCAGGUGAUGAAGACUUCAUUAAUUGAGCAACUUUAAAAUUGCAACGCAACUGCGACCGCGGAAAAUAGUCACGAACAACACAUUUGUGACUGAUUGCAAACUAUUGUAGUUGCAUUCGAAUCGAUUCGUGUGCGGCUUCACACUACUAUACGUUACCGAGGUUGCCAAAUAGUUGUAAGCUCAACCAAUUUGCAAAUUUUGUCACAAAAUCGUCGCACUAUAAGGCUAGUUUGUCGAAGCGAAUAAUGAGUAUGAGGCUUAAGUCAUCUGAAAUAAGACAUUGCUGUUAAAGGUUUUUUUCUAUACUUCAAAAGAUCACUCAUCACUCAUACACAACUAUCUACAAUAAGAAAAUAUUUCUUUUUUCCAACCUAUUUUACAUUUAUAAUAAGAAAGAAAUCAUUCCAAAUCUUAAGAUACUCUGUAAAUAUUAGUUAUUUAACUAUGGUCAGUUGUUUAAUAAACCAACUGUACACUCUAUGCCUUUAUAUAUGCGUUUUUGUAAAGAAUAAAACAUUUUCUCCUGUAUCAUAAUAUUGUAUAAUGUACAUUGAACUUUGUUAUUUAUUUUAUAUAUAUCAUACCGUAGUAUUUAGUAUGAAGAAAUCUUUUUAUAUAGAACUAAAGACACCUUCCACACGAGUAGCUGAAAUUUUAAUAAUUUUUAUUUCAUAUUAUACAAUGAGCUUCAAAAAAGUCUCCCUACAUCUGCUUGUUCUUUUCUUUUUAGUUUUUUAGGUAUUUCUAUUACUUUAAUAUAUGAAAUAUUGUUUCAUGAUAUAUAUAUCUUUGUCACUAUGUACAUACAGUGUCAUUCAUAGAAGCCAUAAUAAAAGAAGUUAAAUUAAGUAAAUGUAAAUGCAUGAACUACGAACGACACUGUAUAUUUUUCCAAAGCCAAGAAAUAUAAAAUCCUUUUUAUAUGCAUAUAAGUAGUUACCUCAGCUGAAAUAGAAUAGAUUUUGGAGUAAAUUAGUUACCAAACUUUAUAACAAAAAACAUAAAGAAAAACGUUUCAAAACAUAAACAAUAAGCUGUUUUGAAUCCAAUUUUCUUUAUUGUUUUUUUUUAAUAAUCACUACGGCCUACAUUUUCAGUAUUUUCACAUAAAAGUAUACACAUAUAGCCUAAUCAAAUCUUAUUUGAAAUAAGCAAUAUUCCUGUUAAUAUGGAAAAAAUUGUAGCAGUAUGUAAAAGGUAGUGAAAAAUCGGUAUAAUUUUAUAUCUCAAUAAACAGGGUCACUUAUAAAACGCACAUUUGUUUUUAAAAUAUCGUAUAGGGUGUUCGCGAUUUGUAUUUUUUGUUAACUAGUCCGACUUGUAUAUAAAAAUCAGUUCUAUUUUAAUUUUA